AUGAUUCGUUGUAUCACAAUAUUACAUAUUUUUUUGUUAUGCUUUAUUAAAUUUGCCUAUAGUCAAGAACAAAAUUAUGAAGAGUUUGAAAUUGGUAGUGAAAUAGGCCCUUGUGAACAAGGUUAUUGUCCACAUUCAUAUACAUGUUAUGAAAAUAAAUGUUUUAGAAUGUUAAAAGCAGUUUCACUAACACCAAUAGGACCAUGUAUAGAUAAUAGAUGUCCAUCAAAUUAUCAAUGUCAAGAAAAUAAGUGCUAUCCUGUUAAUGGAUUUAGUCGCUAA
Molecule: messenger RNA, 282 nt
Organism: Strongyloides ratti
Lineage: Eukaryota; Metazoa; Nematoda; Chromadorea; Rhabditida; Strongyloididae
Exons: 2
Coding region: 1-282 (93 amino acids)
Source: RefSeq, a predicted model, not a curated record